AUGUCUCACCGGAAGAUGAAGAAGGCCUCUCAAGUCCAAAGCAGCUCCAAGAAUGAUUUCACAGAGACUCCUGUUGUCAAAGGACCCAAUAUGGACUCUCUGGGAUUUUUGGCUAUGGAUAGCAACGUCCCCGGUCUGUCCCAGGUCAUCCUUCAGAAGCUUAACAUGAAGAGCUACGAUGAAUACAGGUCUGCCAUGGAAGGCAAGAAACCCAGUGCAGAAUUUGGCAUCCGAUCCUAUUUCGAGAUGUUCCAGAAAAUGGAGGACACGUUCAAAUUCUGCGCCGAGUGCAAGAAGCUUCCCGAAUCACUGCCCGACCCCAAAAGCCUGCGGAGGUGUAAAAGGUGCCAGAAUGUCUAUUACUGUGGCUCAGAGUGUCAACGGGCCAACUGGCCCAUCCACAAGAAGUUCUGCAAGAAACUGAAACUGGUGGCUCUUGACCGGCUGAUGGAGUGGCUUACGUUCACAGGUGACAUCCCUUUUCCCACAACUCCCUGGACGAAACGCAUCCAGGAGGUAAGAGUCUGGGAAGACUGGUUUUCCAUGCAGAAAGAUCUGGACGAGAAGCUACGCUCCAUCCUGACUGGCCGUUACAUGAAUAUUCUCUGGGCCAAUGCAGGGAAACCAAAGCCAGACGAGGUGGAGUUGGUGGAGUCCAUCAAACGGGUGACCACAGACUUUGUGUCUAGGCCCACCACCAUUGGCCUAGGGCUGCACGUGUUUCGGAUUGAUCCCUACGCAAAACCGAUCGUCGUGCACGUGGUUGGGGCUUCCCACGUGGAGACCCUCAACGCCCGGGUAACGGAUUAUGACGAGCUGUCCCGCAUGUUUCCUAAACACCAGGGCAUCGAGGUGGUGAUGGUGGGCCUCGACGUAGUAGACGGGCCCAUCAUGAGGCCUCCGUUGGUGGCCUUCGGGCCUCGAGAGAGGGUCUACCUCAGCAGCUACAAAGGCCUUUAUCACGAUUUCUGGGAGUCGCAAGUGGAGACUCGGGAGGCAAAUCGGCCUGACCUCGUUGUCGGCUUCCAUCCUGGUUUCCACUCCUGCCCUGAUCUAAUGGAGAGCUGGCUCCCGACUUUGCUGCUCCUGAGAGACUACAACAUCCCCUCGCUCUUCACCGUUUACAGCGAGCAAGAGCUCAAAUAUUCCCUGAAGAUCACGAUGGAGCUGGAGAUGCAGAUCACAGGCUGCGGCCCCAACCCCUUCACCUCCCUCAAACCGGAGCAGGCCUAUUCCAACCCCAACAAGCCUCCUGUCUACUGCAACUCCCACUAUUUCAUGUUCUGUGGAUUGUCCGGCUCUCCAGACAACGAAGAGCUGGAAGCAGAUGAGAGUGAAAAUAAUUAGAA
Messenger RNA from Heteronotia binoei (common prickly gecko), 1349 nucleotides. RefSeq names its product MSS51 mitochondrial translational activator (gene MSS51). The record is from RefSeq and is a predicted model, not a curated record. The coding region runs from base 1 to 1347 and encodes 448 amino acids. The transcript is spliced from 6 exons. Lineage: Eukaryota; Metazoa; Chordata; Lepidosauria; Squamata; Gekkonidae.